This is a messenger RNA of Bombus pyrosoma, 5276 nucleotides long. RefSeq lists its product as uncharacterized. The transcript has 11 exons. The coding region runs from base 466 to 2961 and encodes 831 amino acids. The record is from RefSeq and is a predicted model, not a curated record. NCBI's taxonomy places the organism in Eukaryota, Metazoa, Arthropoda, Insecta, Hymenoptera, Apidae.
UAUCCAGUAUCAAAUAAUUUUUACACAUGAAAUAUAAAAAAAAUGACAAUUUUACAUAAAACUGUAAUAGCCGUCCUGAAAGUAAAAAUGGCAACAAUGCAAGAGUCCGUCUUCCAUAUAUCUAAUCAUAGCCGACUCUAGAGUCAGCUCUGUUUCUCUAACUAAAAAUGGGUUUCCUGAUGCGGUGUUGCCACGUUUUUCAGCAGUUCUAGUACUUACUAGAGUCGGCUGUGAUAAAACUAUUAGCUGCACUGAUUAACUUUAAUUCAAUUGGUUAAUUUCAAAUGUAAUAUUUAGAAAUGGCCGCCAAAUACCGGUUUUCUGCUAAACGAUAUUUAUUAUUUCCAACUUUAUAAGUGUGUCUAUGUAUGUUAAAAGAACGCGUGUGCUUUAUAUUUUUGGAAUGUACGAAUAAGAAUUAUUUAUUGUACAUGCCCACAUGUAUACAUAAUUAUAUUUCACAUAAUGGACAAAUACCAACACGUAAGAACAUUUAUAUCAGCGGUUUUAGAAUAUACUAAACAUCCAAGUGAAACAACCGCUUCAAUUUUACAACGAAAUCUUGGGGUAAUAAGUACAUCAUUGGAUUUAAGCAUUUUUGACCCUGGAACUAACAUAGCAGCAGAGUUCUAUGUUAGUUUGCAUGAGCUGAUGAAUUCUUUAGCUUCCAGAACUACUUUGAUUUGGAGUGCUGUGGAUGUUUUACAAAAUGCUUGUCGCAAUGCUGCUGCAAGACAAGCUCUCAUCCAUACAUUUAAAUUUGCACCUAUACUGGCAAGAUUAUUGGAAGCAAAUUUAACAAGCGAAAAGAGAAUACGAGUAUUAAAACUACUACAAGAAUUGACAUAUGGAAUAAAAAUUUAUUGGCAAGAAGCUCAUUUACCAUAUCUGGUAUCAGUAUUAACACAAUGGGUGACACAAUCUAGGGAAGAAAACAUUAUUGCACUUUCCUUAGGUGUACUAGUAAAUCUCUGUUACAAAAAUCUUCCAGCUGUAUAUAUAUUAAUAAGAACGAUUGAUACAAAAGCAUUCAUACGAACCUUAUUAAAAAUACAACAUUAUAGUGUUAAUACCAAAGUACAAUGCUGUAAGCUUUUGAUUAUAUUAGAACAUACAAAUACAAAUAUUUCGGAAAAAUCUAUUUGGGAUUUUGCUGAUGUCACAUUCAGCAGUUUUAUUACAGCAAUGAAACAAAAGGAUGUUCUGUUACUGAGACACAUCAUAGAUUUCUUUGACUAUGUUGGACAAAAUGAAUAUUCCCAUGCUGUGUUGUUAACAUAUCCACAUUAUGGCAGAGGUGUGGAAAAUAUAUUGGCCACAUUAGAAGAUAAUGCAGAUCCAGAAUGUGUUGCUCUCAUGAUGGAAUUUUUGUCAUUUCUAGUAAAAUUAAAAUUAUCUGCUUUGGUGUCUUUAUAUCCUUUAUGUGUAAAAACUGCAAUGACUUGGGUUCCUGUAGAACAGGUGUGCUCCAGAGCAUUAACUUUAAUAAGAGUUACAGUAAUUGAUGCACGACGUACUAAAUUGUCAUCUGAAGUGCUAGCAGAAUUAGAUGCUUCAGUUUUAAUGCUCAUAAUAAAUUCAGAAAAUGAUGAAAUUCAAGGAAAAUGUGAAUUAACAUUAGAAACAGAAACGAAAUUAGCAGAAUUAAUGCAAUUAUUUCAAGAAAUGGUUAAAACAUCUACACUCAGAACAAAAGUGAUGCAAUCCUUGAAUGAACAAAUGAUACGAAAAUUAUUAAGUCCAAUGUUAGAUUCUGAAACAUGUGCAGCUGAUAAUUGGCCAGGGAAUUUUAUUCAAAAUCCUACUACAAAUUUAUGUAUUCAUGUAUUAGCUUUGACUGCUGAUUUAGCUGCUGAUAAUUCGCAAUGGUUAACUUUAUAUUCUGAGUUACUUAGAAAGAAACAAAUUCAAAUGACAAUGGCAAAUGCAUUGUUCACUGGUGAUACAGACAUUAAACAAAAGGUUCUACAAUUGACAUCCACCAUAGGAUUUCCUCAAGAAUGUGUUUCCGCGGUGGCGCUUUGUAUGAAGCAACUGGAGCCUUUGAUAUUGGUACAAAGUACUCAUGGUAUGGUAACAAAUAUUGGAAGUAAAAUGUCCGUAAAUGCAAGUAGUGAAAUGGUUCCACUGUUUUCUUUCGUGCAAGAAGAACGGCUUGAUGCAUUUUUAGCAAAAUUGGAAAGAACUUAUGAGUCAAAUCAAAUCAAUGAUGUUACCACAUCAGCAGUAAUGGAAUUGUAUGAAUACAAGUUAGCAGCUAUGAGACAUGCAGAACGGGCUAUGCAAUCUAGUUUAGAAGCAGCAAACAAUCAUGGAACUAGUUUGCAACAUAGGCUGGCACAAGUAGUAGCAGAAUCAAGCCGUUUACAUCAAAUGUUGUUUGACACACAACAAUGCUUAGAAGAAGUGAAGUCUACAUUGACUGUAAAGCUUGCUGAAGCAGAAGAACAGAAUAAAAAAGUAGUAGCUAUUAAAACACAGGAAAUCGAAGGUUUAGAAAAGAUAGUAACAGAAAAGACUGCUAACAUUGAUCAUCUAAAUAUAGUACUCAUGCAACAUAAGCAUGAAUUAGAAAGUACUUUAAAUAGAAUUGAAACAUUAACUAAAAAAAUAAAAGAGUUAGAAAUUGAAUGUGUGACUGCAGAUGCAAAAACUAAGGAAAUGUCUAAUAAGAAUCACGAACUCAGUAAACUGCUUCUUAAAAGGCAGGAUCAGUUAAAUAAAAAGGAUCAGGUAAUAGAAUUAAAAAUUGCGGAAAUUCAGUCUAAUCAAAAAGAUAUAUCUGCACUCAAACAAGAAACUCAACAAUUAUCAGAAUUAGUACAUACAUAUGAAAAGAGCAUUGCUGAAAAAGAGGAAAUAAUUAAGAAGAUGAAAGCAGAAUUGAUGGAUUUAAGUCGGAUGCGUGACAUGAUUUUCGAACUUACUGCCAAAAAAAAGGAAGACCUAAACACAAGCUAAUAUUAUAUUUUUGUUGCAAAAUUUAUUUUCAAAUUAUCAAAACAAUUUGAUAGGAAUUUUUAAAGAAAUAUUUCUUAUUGAUACCAUUUUCUUAUAUUUUUAAUAUAAGUAAUAGAAAAAUAAAUUUCGUUAAUUUCUAAAACAUUUAUCGAACAUCUCAAAAUAUCGUGUUCUAUUUUUGUCGUAUUUAUAGACACUAAAUACGCCUUAUUUUAGGAAAGGAAGUUUACUGGCAAAUUUUAUCUGCUUUCUGACGUUCGAAUCUUUCAAACAAAAAGUAGCAUAUGGUUGGAAAGCUGUUCCCCGUUUUUCUUUGUGAUCUAUACUGUGAUGUAAAAUGGUAGUUUUCCAAAUUUAGCGAUUAUAUAGUUUGUUAGCAGUAAAAUUUGAAGAAAAUAGAAAAAGUGGAGAAAGUGUGAUUGUAUAUGUAGUUAUUCUUUGAACAAAAUUAUCUGCACUGUUUACAACGAUAAUACUUCAUCUAUUUAUUAUUACAAUUCUACCGGUACAAGGUACAUUUUUAUCUUUAUCAUUCGCAACAUAAUUAAUGCUUUUGGUAUUAAAAGAAUAGAGAUUACUUAUUUUAUACAUGUAAUAUUUUAUUGAAACAAAAUAUAUAGCUCGAAAAUAGUUGAAAAUGCAAAAGAAAGUGUUUCGAAAAUAUGCAAUCGGAAAAGAUCUUACCGCAUUUACUUUCAUUUUGUUUAAGAAAAAAGUUUAUUGAACUAUUGGAAAACCAGUGUCACUUGCAUUGGUAUAUUAUAAGUAAUUAAAAACUUCUCAAUAAUUUUUUGCGGAGGUAUUGCUUAUAUUUUGACAUCUAUUAAAUGAUAGCUUGUAUUAGUACAUAGAUGUGUAUUGUUUUAAAAUAUUAUUGUAUAUGAAUAAUUUAUAUAAUAUUUUUUCGACAAUAGAAGGAAAUAGCAUUCUUAAAAAGGAUUCGUUAAGAAUUCAAUGAAAGAUUAAUUAAUUUUAUUUAUUUUGAUGUUUAUUUUAAUGUUGGAGCUACAUAGAAUAAUAUAUAAUGAGUAAUUAGCAUUAAUUCUAAUUUAACAUGUGCUAGUUUUACUUACAUAUACGUGUAUAUUUUUAUAUAUUAUCCCUCAAUAACAAUAUAUUAUACCCAAUUUAUAUUCACCAUUUUUCUGUAUUUUGUAUUGAUAAAACAUUUAUCAUAUUAUAUCUAUUUUAAAAUCAAUGAUUUGAAGACAUAAAAAUUUAUUCCUAUACAACUGAAAUACUGAUAUUAUUUUCAAUAUUUUAAAUUGAACAUGGAUAAGAAUAUAAGCUAUACUUGUAGAAUGAAUAAUAUUCUUGCAAAAACAAAUUUAUAUAACUAAAAAGAUUAAAUAUAAUAUUAUAGCAGAGUAAUAAUAAUGAUUACAGAGAUACAGAUUACAGUUUAUCUUGAACAAUUGAAAAUAAAGCAUGAGGGGGAGAGGAGAGAGAUUCUGUUACUUCACAAUUUAAAUCGUAAUAUCAUUCUGUUGCUAAAAAGUGAAAUUAUUAAUUCAAUUGUUUCUGGGUGUAUGUGUGCGUGUGUAUACCUUAUCAGUUAGUUAAAACACAUUAAUGUACUAGUUACAAAAUCUAGUUUCAUUAGCUUUGAUAACAGAAGCGAUAAUUAGGUUCAAAGUAAUAUUAAUGCUUUGAAAAAAUUACUUAUCUAAAUUCGCUUACUCAUUUGCAACGUACUAUUCUUUAUUACUUUUCUAACUAUUGCGAAAUUUGUUUGAAUAAUUUAAAAAUUGAAGUUUAUUAAAUUAUAUCAUUCAAUGAAAUAAAAUGUAAUAGGCAUAUUAAGAUAAUUAUGUAUGCAUAAACUAAUCGAAGAUAUCUGCAUUGGAUUAAACACAAACACAACUUAUAUAUAUUAUAUUCAAUAUGUUUAGUACAAUCAUAACGAGACAUCAAUAACAAGCUUCUUAAAGAUAUAUACGAGCAAGAAUGUAUAAUCUACUUCGAGUCAACAAAACAAAUAGACCAUUUUUUAAUGACAUCGUAAUGACUGUGAAAUUAUCAUAAUAUUUAUUUUUGCACUUUCUUGUUUCUAGACAUAUUAUAGUUUAUGUACUAAAUAUAAAUUCAAGAAUUGAAAACUAGGAAUGACACGGAUACACUGUGUUUUCGAUAUAAGAGAAAUAUUCAUUAAUUGCUUAAUGUGAGUGUGGGAGUAUAAUGUGUUCGAAAACUAUAUUAUAAUAUUUCGGUGGAUAUUAUUUAUCUGAGAAAUUUCAAUGAGGAAUUUUCCUGAUACAUAGUUAUCAACCUUGAAAUAAAUGCUAUCAUAGACGGAACUUACGCAAAAUAACUUA